GUGGUGCUUUAAAUGGAGAUCUAUUUAAAGCGAGCCUAAAUUAGAAGCUCACUGUGACAGAGGAAUGGAUGGAAAUAAAAGAAAUGAGCAAUUCUCACAGCUCAAACUAACUUUUCUCCUUUUCCACUUAGAAAAGGGAAUGACUAGAAAGGAACCUCAGCUGUGUCUGUGCUGGCUAAGACAGACGUGUUUCUAAAUGCAGAGAUUUGUAAUAAGGCCAUCAUAUACAUAUACAGUUGAUCAUGUACAUCUUAAAUUUAUAUUCUUUUUUUUUUAAUUGAUUAUAUUUUAUGGCAGUUAUUAGUUGUUUUAAAAUGAUUCCAGUCACACUAAUGGAAUUUUUUUAAAAAUAGGAAAUUGUUAAUUUCCUAAGAUAGAGAUAAAGAACUUAUUUAAUUAUAAAUGCUAUUGGCCUGAGAACUGCAAUGUUAAUAAAACUAGGAAAAGCCAUUUGAUGGUUGUAAUAUUUGAUGGUACAUAUUUGAAUUGUUGGAAUCUGCUCAUAAAAUAAAUGCAUGCUGUGAACAUUUGAAUUUUUUUUUUUUUUUUAGACUGGAAGGUGUCUCAGGCUCAGGGUUUGGAAUCAUCAAGGAGGUGUCUGAGAACCCCAGUUGAGAUAACAGUGCUCCAGUGUAGCAGCUCUUUUUCAUGUCAAAAAGCAAACAAUCUCAAAUGGCUCAAAAAGCUUCGACAUUUCUUUGGAGCAUUGUAGUUAGCAUCAGAUCAGCUGCUCAGCUCCCAAUAGAUGCUGACCUGGACUGUAAUUGUGCACUGGUUUACGGUUUAUUGGAGUAAUACAAUAUAGUACAAUGUGCUUCAGAUGACCGAUAAUGCAAGUCCUACAUAUUGCUUAUCACUUGGACAAAGACAUGCAGGUUGUGUCCUCACCUAGAGAAAGCAAGAGGUGGAGCCGAACAAACCUUUAUAGCUAAACCUCUGCAACCUGAGGGCAAACAUUGUCCCUGAUCACACAGCAGAAUGAAAGGCCUUGUGUUCCUGUGCCUGAUUGGAUGUUCUCUUGCAAACGAUGCUGUAUACUCUUGGAAUGGCCCCGGAGAGCCGAGUCAGCCAGAUCCUGGCACUGGCAACAUUUGUCUCACUGACUCUGACACCUGCAACUGUUGCCUGAUGCAAACGCAGAUGAUGAGAAUGGAGAGUUUCUUCAACAUGAGCCUGAAUGAGAUGCGCAAGAAUCUGGAGAAAGCUGAAACUGCUCUGAACUAUGUGCGCUCUAGCCGCAGUGCCUUUUCAGUGGCACUGACUGAUGUUCGUCGAUGCCUGACAUCCAGCCGAGAUGACAUGGUAGUGAAGUACCAGUCUAUAUUCAUUAACUUAGGUGACGGAUACAAUAUUAGUACAGGUGCCUUCACAGUCCCACGUUCAGGGGUCUAUGCACUGGCUCUUACAGUGUACAGUGACGCAGGUGCCCCUGGUGCCCUCUUGGCUGCCUGUGUUCGUUUGCGUAAAAAUGGUCGGGUGAUUGCAGCACUCAGUGAGUACAACACACAGGACCAGGAGGACAGUGCUACCACCGUCCUGGCAAUGCAGAUGCAGGCUGGGGAUAAAGUGGAUGUGAUUCUCCCUUCCGGCUGCAACCUGUGCGAUGACAACAGCCAUUUCAACACGUUCAGUGGCUUUUUACUUUAUGCUACAGAUUAAAAAAAUUUUAUUCUCUGAUCCCAUGUCUGUGUUCAGUGGCUUUUUACUUUAUGCUACAGAUUUUAAAAAUGUUUCAUUCUUUGAUCCCAUGUCUGCGUUCAGACUUUUGCAGUGAUCCUCAUGAUCUUUCAAAAUCAAGGCUAUGUAUCCAUUGGCUCCCAAAUCCAAUUCCUGAUCAGUUUGUUGGGUUUCCAGUUAAUAAUUAAGCUCCAGGUUCAGCAUGGCUGCCACAGGUUUAAUGUAUACUGUGUAAAAUGGGCAUUCAAAAAACAGUUUCUUCUUCUUCUUUUUUUCA
Messenger RNA from Ictalurus furcatus (blue catfish), 1954 nucleotides. It is a transcript of the gene cbln20, whose product is annotated as cerebellin 20. Lineage: Eukaryota; Metazoa; Chordata; Actinopteri; Siluriformes; Ictaluridae. The transcript is spliced from 4 exons. The record is from RefSeq and is a predicted model, not a curated record. Gene Ontology annotation, molecular function: protein binding. The coding region runs from base 979 to 1659 and encodes 226 amino acids.